CCGUCCCCCCACCCGAGGCUGGAGCUCAGCGGCGGAGGUGGCCGUGCCGCUCUAACAGUAGCAGGGCCGAACGCGGCCCACCGGCAGGGCGCAGAGGGGGAGGAGGCGCGCGCCUGGGACGAGCAGGUCGCCCACGAGGGAGGGGUGCGCCCGCCCACUGCCCUGCUGGCCUGCACUGACCCCUCCCGUGCCGCGGGUCAGGACCCUCGGCAAGACUUCUGGCUGUGACCCAUGGGCCUCUGAGGAGGCGUAAAUACACCCAGCUUCCUACUUGCUGUGUUCCCACUCAAUGGGAAGGGAACCAAGGCCUUGUCUAACCAUCGGCCACGGGCUCCCCAUAGCAUCAGGAUGGAAGUCAAAGGUCAGCUGAUCAGCUCUCCUACCUUCAAUACCCCAGCUGCUUUGUUUGGAGAGGCUGCCCCCCAGGUGAAGUCAGAGCGUCUUCGGGGGCUGCUUGACCGGCAGCGGGUCCUUCAGGAGGCACUCAACUUAAAACUUCAGGAGCUCCGAAAAGUUUGUCUCCAGGAGGCGGAGCUCACUGGCCAGUUGCCCCCUGAGUGCCCGCUGGAGCCUGGUGAACGACCCCAGUUGGUCCGCCGGCGGCCCCCUGCAGCCCGUGCCUACCCUCCACCGCAUCCUAACCCAGCACAUCACUCCUUGUGCCCUGCUGAGGAGUUGGCUCUUGAGGCCCUGGAGCGGGAGGUGUCAGUGCAGCAGCAGAUCGCUGCAGCUGCUCGUCGCUUGGCCUUGGCCCCUGAGCUGAGUGCUGAGCAGCGGCGGCGCCGGCGCCAGGUGCAGGCAGAUGCACUGAGGAGGCUGCAUGAACUGGAGGAACAGCUUGGAGAUGUUCGGACCCGCCUUGGCCUCCCAGUGCUUCCACCCCAGCCACUACCACUGUCCUCAGGGGCACUCAUCACUACCCAGGGAGUCUGCCUAGGUACACGCCUCACUCAGCUCAGCCAAGAAGAUGUAGUCCUGCACUCAGAGAGCAGCUCUCUUUCAGAAUCUGGGGCCAGCCAUGACAAUGAGGAGCCCCGUGGCUGCUUCUCUCUGGCAGAGCGCCCCUCACCACCCAAGGCCUGGGACCAACUUCGGGCAGUAUCUGGGGGGAGCCCUGAGAGGCGAACCCCAUGGAAACCACCCCCCUCAGAUCUUUAUGGAGAUCUGAAGAGCCGGCGGAACUCUGUGGCCAGCCCUACCAGCCCCACCCGCUCGCUGCCCAGGAGUGCCUCCAGUUUUGAGGGGCGAAGUGUGCCUGCCACCCCUGUCCUCACCCGGGGCACUGGCCCCCAGCUGUGCAAACCUGAAGGCCUCCAUUCUCGCCAGUGGUCCGGCAGUCAGGACUCCCAGAUGGGCUUCCCCCGGGCGGACCCUGCCUCCGAUCGCGCCUCCCUCUUCGCAGCUCGCACCCGGCGCAGCAACAGCUCUGAGGCCCUGCUGGUGGACCGGGCAGCUAGCGGGGGAGCUGGCUCCCCACCUGCCCCUUUGGCUCCCCCUGCCACUGGUCCCCCAGUCUGCAAAAGCAGUGAGGUGCUGUAUGAGCGCCCCCAACCACCCCCUGCCUUCUCCUCCCGCACAGCUGGCCUCCCAGACCCUCCCCGGGCCACCCGACCAAGUUCAGCUGCCCCUGUCUCCCGAGGGGCCCCCAGGCUCCCACCUGUGUGUGGGGACUUUCUCUUGGACUAUUCCUUGGACCGGGGCCUGCCUCGUAGUGGAGGCGGGGCAGGCUGGGGGGACAUGCUGCCUGCAGCUGAGGCCCCAGGACCCCUCUCCCGUCGGGACGGGCUCCUUGCCAUGCUCCCUGGCCCACCACCUGUGUAUACAGCUGACAGCAGCAGCCCCCUCCUCCGCAGCAAGGAUCCCCACACCCGUGCUACUCGUACCAAGCCCUGUGGCCUGCCCUUGGAAGCUGCUGAGGGCCCAGAGGUGCAUCCAAACCCUCUGCUGUGGAUGCCCCCACCCACCCGAAUACCCCCGGUUGGUGAGCGCAGUGGUCACAAGAAUCUGGCCCUGGAGGGGCUGAGGGACUGGUACAUCCGGAACUCGGGACUGGCCAUGGGGCCCCAGCGCCGGCCUGUGCUGCCACAUAUGGGCCCACCACACCCGCCCUUCCUCCAUUCCCGCUGCUAUGAAGUGGGCCAGGCGCUCUAUGGGGCCCCCAGCCAGGCACCGCUCCCACACUCGAGGAGUUUCACAGCACCCCCUGUCUCCGGCAGGUAUGGGGGCUGCUUUUAUUGAUGAUGGGUAGGGGUCUCUUGAAGCAUAUGUUGAAGUUAUCCAGGCCAGGGAACUAGUCAUGAUAGCUAAUGACUGGGAGCACAAGGACAUUAGUUGCAGCAUUGGCACACUGUACCAGGUGUGAGCAGUGUUAGUCCUUAGGGUCCUGGUGGAGGGGGAUCUUGGGUGCUGGUAGUAGUAGCUCUUUACCAAGCUAUAGAAGGAGGGCCUAGGAGAUAGCUCAGUAGUGUAUGUGCUAGCCUGGCAAGUACAAGGUCCUGAGUUUGAUCCCUGGUACCAAAAAAGUAAAAAAAGGCAAGCUGUAGAAGGAUUUUAAUAUUCUAACUAGUGCAUGUCAACUGGAAAUGAGCUUUGAAGCCAGGGUGCUGGGAGGAAGGGACAUCAUGUGCCCCUUACCUUUCUGUUCCUCUUUUUCCAUGCCCCAUGCUUGGGACCCUUGAAGGUGCUGUCAUAUGCCUGCCUUCACCUCUUUAAUGAGCCUAUUUUCCUCUUUCUUUCUGUGUCUUGUCUGUCUUUUCUUUGGUUUUCCCUACCCUGUCCUCCGGAUUCCUGCUAUCCCUUCUAAAGAUACUACGCGGACUUCCUGUACCCCCCGGAGCUGAGCGCUCGCUUAAGUGACCUGACGCUAGAGGGGGAGCAGUCUUCCAGUUCUGACCCCCAAACCCCAGGGACACUGGUUUGACUCUGAUAUGCCCCUUGUUGGCCUGAGCAUGACUCCAACUUGGGGAGCACAAAGGCGACCUUGCUGAGCUCUGGGAUGUAGUUGCUCAGUCCUGGGGGUGGGGUGCCAACCUGAUCUUCCAAGGCCCUUGGUUCCCUAUGGGCCCAGGAAGGUGUCUGAUACCCUGCUUCUCUUCUCAUACUGUGCUGGGGACUGGAGGCCUCAGUCAGCUUCACAGACGAGGGAGAUGAUGUCAUGGGGACUCUAAGCCCCUUCCUACAUUUCUGUUUACAGUUGUGAUUUAGUAUUCACUGUCUUUACCCAACACUAGGAAUUUUAUAAAAGGGAAACUGUGAGUUUGUCCUGGUUGGGUUCAUUCCUGUGCCCAUGCCCAGCCUGUUCCAUCUAGGAACACCCUCCCCCUGAUGAAAUAGACCAUAAAGGAUCUUGGGGCCCUGUUUAAGGCUACCUGGAGACUGUUAUGUACAGAACUCCCUGCUCUCCCCCACUAGGGGAGUUCUUGUGCAAAUGGGCACUCUGCCCACCUUUGGAUGAUGUCUGGAUGGGAUACCUAAAGGAACCCCUAUCCCUCUCUGCCCCUAGCCUGUGUGCCCACCAUCCCCAAUCAGGAGGCCCUGCAGGAGGUUAGCAAGGGGCAGAGCCAUCAGGUGUGUUACACCACAGGAUGCUGUGGUGGUUGAACCUGGCAUCUCGUAGAUGCCAGAAAAAUCUUCAGGUGACAUCUGGCCAUGGGCCACAGGCCAUGUCAUAUCCUCCUGACUUUCCUUACAUUCACUGCUUUUUAAACAAAUCUGUACAAACUGUUUUCUAUGAUACCUAUCUGUGACUUUCUGGACCUGGGGGGGGUUCCCCUACCCCCUUUACCUGGUGUUAAACUUUUCUUUUUGUACCAAUGGAUCUGGGCCCAAGACACUACUCACACUGGAAGGGGAUUUCUAUAAUAAAUGUGUAAACUGAA
Octodon degus (degu) is the source of this 3878-nucleotide messenger RNA. It is a transcript of the gene Ccdc120, whose product is annotated as coiled-coil domain containing 120. The transcript is spliced from 11 exons. Lineage: Eukaryota; Metazoa; Chordata; Mammalia; Rodentia; Octodontidae. Bases 349 to 2238 code for a protein of 629 amino acids. The record is from RefSeq and is a predicted model, not a curated record.